GAGGAGAUAUCACGGAAGUAAUUACUGGAGAAGCGUAUCCCUAUGAGGAGCUGGUUCUCUUGUUUGUCUCAGUUUGAAUUUUUUGUGUGUUAGAUGUGGGUACAGACUAAAGCUACUUGUGCUGAACUUCAUCAGAGAAAUGGCCAACGCACUACAAAGAAUAUGGUCAAGGAACAAUUCCUUUGGCAAGCAGCGAUCACUCCAGUUACGACGGGUUUCAUCUCAAGUGCCCAAUCAGAACAACGCUCAGUCCAACUGGAACUCUGGUCCUCAGGAGGACGAUGAAGAGAGUAACCAUGGGACGCGCCCGGAGCUCAGGAAUACUCAUCUGCCCAUGGCACUGAAGAGAGCUGUCUGGGCGGUGCAGCAAAUGCAGGUGCCUGUGGUUUCCACAGCCGACUCCUGGAGAUGGAAGAAGACCAAAUUUCUGCGUUAUGUCCGAAACAAAAAAAAAGAGGUUGUUCACUUUCUUGUGCCGUGGCACAAGACCUUGCAAAAGAUUGGAGGGAACUUUGGAGGUGGCGUCCAGUCUUACUUCCUGUUCCUGAGAUUCCUGGUGGUUCUCAAUUUUGUUUCUUUCUUGCUGAUUGCUGGAUUUGUCCUGAUCCCCAGCAUCGUCUUCAGAUCUGGGGCGACCCCCACCUCAAACAUGACAGGUACAGAGAUAUCUCUCACAGAUCCAGAGAAAUGCAUGCAUUAUGACCCUAAUCCUCAAGGCCUGGUGAAGUUCUAUAGUUACUUCCUCGACUUACUUUCAGGAACGGGCAUCAUAGAGUAUACCUACCUGUUUUAUGGCUACUACAGCAGCUCAGUGGUGGAGUUCGCAAACUUCUCCUACAACAUUCCCCUUGCCUACCUCUUCACUGCCGGCUUCUACUUUUUGUUUUGCCUCAUUUGCAUCAUAGCACGCAUGGGGAGUGCAGCUCGAGUUGCUGUGGCAACGGGAGACCGCACUGUGGGCACCUACAGCAUGAUCGUGUUCACCGGAUGGGACUAUGGUUACCUGGGAGACCGAGCUACAAAACUGAAGCAGAAAAACAUCCGCUACCGGCUACAGGUGGAUCUGGAGGAGGAGAGGAUAAAGAAACGGGCAGCGGCACUGGACAUGAAUAAAAAAAUUGCUUUGUACUCUGUCCGUGUUGUUAUGUUUCUUUUUGCAGCUGGGCUCAUUGCAGCGGCCUUCUAUUGCAUCUUCAGGGCCACCACGUUCAGCCAGGAAAUGAGCACGACUACAGGGAUUGUGGGUUUGUUUUUUGAGUAUCUGCCCUCCAUUGUCAUCACCGCUGGAAUCUUCCUGGUGCCUACGCUGUGUGACCAGAUCGCCUUGGUAGAGAAAUAUUCCCCCAGCACUACUAUCAUUCUGGCGCUAUUAAGGGCAGUGGUCUUGCGUCUGGUGAGUCUGGGCAUCCUAAUCUUUACUCUGUGGAGCCAGAUCACCUGCACCGGAAACCAAGGUCAUAAAAACUGUGAAGAGUGUCAGUACAAUGAAUUGUACCCGUGCUGGGAAACCCGCGUGGGACAGGAGAUGUACAAGCUGACGCUGUUUGACCUCCUCAUCACCAUUGCGGUGCUGGUUCUGGUUGAAUUUCCACGCAGGAUGGUGGUGGACCACUCGUCUAGUAAGUUGGCUCAGUGGGUGGGUCGCCAGGAGUUUGUGGUUCCCUCCAAUGUGCUCGGCCUUGUUUACGGUCAGACUGUGGUCUGGACAGGAGCUCUUUUUUGCCCCCUGUUGCCCCUCAUCAACACCAUCAAGUUUAUCAUCCUCUUCUACUGCAAGAAGAUCACACUCUUCUAUAACUGUCGACCAGCAGUGAAGACAUUUCGUUCUACCACCUCUGCCAUCUUUUUCCUGUUAGUGCUCCUGUUGGGUUUGGGCUUAGCGACCGCUGUCAUGAUUUACAGUGUUUCUGAGAUCCGCCCUUCCAGGGCUUGUGGGCCGUUCCGUUUCUCACAAAACAUGUGGAUGACUGUUCCUACCUCUUUCUACAACCUCUCCACAGUUACACAAGAGUUUCUGUUCUUCAUUGGCUCCCAGGCAUUCUCCAUCCCUCUUUUUGCAUUAUCAUGUGUGAUCAUGUUCUACUUCAUAGCUUUAGCUUCUGUCUAUGGUAAAAGUGUUGCACUGCUGAGAAAUCGGCUUAAAUUGGAGGAACAAGACAAGCAGUUCUUGGUCAAGCAGAUUCAGAAGCUGAGUUGUCACAUACCACAGCACAAUGCAGGAGUGCAAGACUGAACAUGUGGACCAUGUUUGGCUUCUGCAAACCUCCUUAUCUCCUUAUUGUCUUGAAAAAAAAAAGAGAUAAAUGUAUGAAAAUCAGUGUAAAUUGUUUAAUGGUUAAGCUACAGAAAUGCCUUUAAUAUAGUUGCAAAGUUGUACUUAUUUUGUUUGUCCAAGAAAAUCCAUUUGUACGUGUUCUUUCUUUUGCAUAAUAAAAUGAGAGGACUUAAAGCGCCA
This is a messenger RNA of Mugil cephalus (flathead mullet), 2455 nucleotides long. It is a transcript of the gene tmc4, whose product is annotated as transmembrane channel-like 4. NCBI's taxonomy places the organism in Eukaryota, Metazoa, Chordata, Actinopteri, Mugiliformes, Mugilidae. The record is from RefSeq and is a predicted model, not a curated record. The transcript has 16 exons. Gene Ontology annotation, cellular component: plasma membrane. The coding region runs from base 140 to 2233 and encodes 697 amino acids. Gene Ontology annotation, molecular function: mechanosensitive monoatomic ion channel activity.